AUGGCGGCAACGGAGAAUGGCUACGGAGAACACAGAAAGAAAUGUGAGAUGGAAACAACCAGUUCUGAAGUCAUUACUUUGUUUGGUCUUUUCAAGCUUCUAAAGUCUCUCGCUGUUUUUCUUAUGUGUUUCCCGACAAUAUCAUUAUGUUCUACGAAUGACCCGGCGUGUAAGCUGUUCAGCAGUGACAAUCAAUCCCCCAUGGGCUACUCAAGGGAUGGCGAAGUCACCAUUGCCGGUAUUUUACAAAUUCUCCUUCUGCAUGAUCUUAAUAUUGGGGAUUUUUCAGAGAGGCCUGAACUUGACUGUUGCGUGGGGACAUCGUUUAAGUACCUAAAGCAUUUGUUGGCUUUCAUCUAUGCCAUUGAGGAGAUUAACAACAGAACUGAUAUUCUUCCCAAUGUUACAUUGGGAUUUCAGAUCUAUGAUUCUUGUACCAGUGAAAAUGUAGCUAUAAAAAGUUUCCUGAACAUCAUUUCAGAGUCUUGGGACCCUGCCCCAAACUACAUCUGUAAGAAGUCACAAAAGACAAUUGCUGUAGUCGGACAUUUACUAUCAUCUUCCACCCACUCCAUAGCAAGGCUAACUCAGCAUUAUGGAUAUCCACAGAUAAGCUACGGAGCAUUUACUUGUACCUUUGGUGACAGUGAAAACUUUCCAUUGCUUUACCAAACUGUUCCAAGUGAGUUGUCUCAGUUUCGCGCCAUCGUUCAGCUUCUGCUCCAUUUUGAGUGGACAUGGGUUGGAAUCAUAACAACGGAUGAAAACAGGAAUCAACAGGCAGCUUUAGAGCUGAAAAAACAAAUGGGCGAGCAUGGGAUUUGUGUUGACUUCAUGACAUUCAUUUUAAAAGAUCCUUCUCAUCAUGCAAAGAGUACAUAUAAAGUUGUACAAACAAUUGAGAAGUCAUCUGUGAAGGUCAUUAUUUUAUACUGCACGGACAGUUUCUUUGUUUCAGUUUUGCAAACUAGCUCUUAUAGGGUUAUUGGGAAAGUCUGGAUCACAACAAUAGGAAUGGAUCACUAUUUCAAUGUUAAAUUUCCUAAUUUUCUUAUUAAAUUUAAUGGUUCUUUAGUAAUAACAAUUGAAAAAGGAAAAAUACCAGGAUUUACACAUUUUUUGUAUCGGUCAACAUAUGUGAAUAUGCCAGAUAAUGACUUUGUAAAAUCAUUUUGGAUGUUUAGUCUUGGGUGUAUGGAUGGCUAUGAAAAUUCAGGCUUGAAGAAAAAUUUGGAAGCUGAUAAUUUGUGGAAAAAUCUCUUGUCUGAAGAUGGGGCAACUACGUAUCGAUAUUCGUACGCCAUUUUUAAUGCCGUUCGAUUCAUUUCUGAAGCUUUGCAUCAUGUAAAUUUAGAGAAACAACAACUAAAACAAUCUCCAACAAGCCAGAUGUCUGAGUUGAAAUUGAAAGUUAGUGACAUUUCUGUUCAUGCCUGUACCAAAAAACUGAAACCAAAAGAACGAAAAAUUACUACGGAAAAAAAUAAAACCGUCCACAAGAAGUUGUUUUACCAUUUGUAUGUAACCAUCAUUAAUAAAGCUGUCCAAUGUAGUGUAACAGUACACAAUGAGAAUAUGGCUAAAAUACCAAAACUUAACCGGUAUUUAAAACUCGUGAGUCUGAAAUCAUCUUCUGGUGUAGACAUUUUUUUCAAUGAAAAAGGAUAUAUAGAUGGACGCUUCGAUAUAUUAAACCUGAUAGCAGAUAAAGAUAAUAAAGUAACAAAAGAGACUGUUGGCAACUGGAUGCCCUAUGCUUCAGACAAGCUUCAAAUCAACAAUAGUGGAAUUUUCUGGAAUCCAUAUUUCAAUAAGACUCCACAAUCUUUGUGCAGUUAUCCUUGCUCCCCAGGCUAUUGGAAAUCUAUGAAGAAGGGUAAACUGGCAUGUUGCUUUGGCUGUGUAUUGUGCAAAGAUGGAGAAAUAUCUAAUGGAACAGCUAGAGAAAUCUGUCAAAUCUGUCCUGAUGAUCAAUGGUCCAAUCCAACUAGAGAUAAAUGUAUUAAGCGUCCUCUACAUUUCCUAUCCUAUGAGGAAGAGUUAGGAAGGUCAUUGGCCACCAUUGCCACCAUCUUCUUUGGAAUGACUUCAUCAGUGCUCUGGGUUUUUGUUAAACACAGGAACACUCCUCUGGUCAGAGCCAACAAUCGUAACCUCAGCUAUGUUCUCCUGGUGUCUUUGAUGAUAUCUUUCCUUCUCUCGUUCUUAUUUAUUGGACAUCCCAGAGAACUGACCUGCCUCAUGAGACAAACUUCUUUUGGGUUUGUCUUUGCUGUUGCCGUUUCUUCAGUUCUGGGCAAAACGACAACUGUUCUCAUUGCAUUCAAUGCUACAAAACCUGGCAGCAAAUUAAGAAAAUGUGUAGGAUCCAGAAUACCCACUGGACUGGUCAUUCUGUGCUCUUUGGGGGAAUUCAUAAUAUGUGUGACAUGGCUGAUCUGUUUUCCUCCAUUCGUUGAACUUAAUACUAAGACUAUUUCAGGGACAAUCAUAGUACAAUGUAAUGAAGGCUCCAUUGUUGCUUUCUAUGUUGCAGUCUCAUAUAUUGGGAUUUUAGCAGUUUUUAGCUUUGUUAUUGCAUUUAUAUCUAGGAAGCUUCCAGACAUUUUUAACGAGGCCCAGCAUAUUACUCUGAGUAUGCUGGUGUUCUGUAUUGUCUGGAUGUCCUUCAUCCCAACCUAUCUCUGCACAAAAGGAAAAUAUAUGGUGGCUGUAGAGAUUUUUGCUGUUUUAUCCUCCAAUGGGGCAUUAUUAUGCUUUAUAUUUUUACCCAAAUGUAAAACUAUUGUACUUAAACCUGAAGACAACAGGAUACAUGAUAUUACAAUAAAAGCUUAA
Hyla sarda is the source of this 2838-nucleotide messenger RNA. RefSeq names its product vomeronasal type-2 receptor 26-like. The transcript is spliced from 7 exons. Gene Ontology annotation, cellular component: membrane. Lineage: Eukaryota; Metazoa; Chordata; Amphibia; Anura; Hylidae. The record is from RefSeq and is a predicted model, not a curated record. Gene Ontology annotation, biological process: G protein-coupled receptor signaling pathway. Bases 1 to 2838 code for a protein of 945 amino acids. Gene Ontology annotation, molecular function: G protein-coupled receptor activity.